AUGGGCUCUGCUACCAACCUGACGGACGUUCUGUUGUCGCACAGCAACACCACAUCCUUUCCCUCGCCGGCCAACGCCUCUGCCGUGCACCAGCUAUCCCCGGGCAUCAUCACCACCACAGUGCUAUCCGUGACCUUUAACGUCCUCGGAGUGCUGUUCGCGCUGAGCAGCGCAUCGCUGCGGACGCCCUUCAACGUGUACAUCGUCGCGUUAAUGUGCAGCAAUAUAGCGUUUGAGACCUGGGAAUGCAGCAUGCUGGGCCUGAUGGACGCGUACGGACUAGUCGGGCUCGGCAGCUCCGUCUGCACCCUCCGUUUGUACGGCGUCUACGUCCUGGCGCCCAUCGUCUACCACACACACUUCCUCAUCACGCUGAACCGCGCCUGGGCCAUCCUGUGGCCUGUGUCCUACCGUGCACGACACAACCACACGGUCGCUGGUUUAUUGUGCGCCGCGAUGGUCGGAUACGUGCACUUGAUGAUGCUGCCGGAACUGCUACGUGAUCACCUGUACUAUCGUCUCCCGCUGGAAUAUGGCUGCUGGCUCAACGCUGCGCGUCAGGUAACUUUGACGGAGUUCACGUCCAUCUGGAUGUACGAUGUACCGUGCGCGUGCGUCUAUAUCAUCUAUCCGUUUCUGCUGUGGAAGAUGCUGGCGCGACGACGAGCGAAGCGAAGAAAUCGCAGUGACAAUCCAGCGGCGCAACGUGCACCGCUGGAAUCCUCCAACCGGCCCUUCAUCCUGCUGACGCUGUACACCUGCAGCACCCUGGUGUGCUGGCUGCCCAUUAUGAUCUUCUACCUGUUCGCCACCUUCUUCCCCGCGGUCCCGCUGAGCCCCGCCUUCUUCCAAGGCACGUCCAUCCUGUAUAAUCUGCAGUCGAUCCUGGAUCCGUUGAUCUUCGCUAUCACGGCCAGCAAUGUGCUGUAUUCGAUGUACAGCCACGGUUUUGUUAUAAUAUUCGACGAAGUUAACCAGAUUCUGCAAACACUGUAG
Paramacrobiotus metropolitanus is the source of this 996-nucleotide messenger RNA. Its product is annotated as muscarinic acetylcholine receptor M4-like. The record is from RefSeq and is a predicted model, not a curated record. Gene Ontology annotation, biological process: G protein-coupled receptor signaling pathway. The transcript is spliced from 3 exons. Gene Ontology annotation, cellular component: membrane. NCBI's taxonomy places the organism in Eukaryota, Metazoa, Tardigrada, Eutardigrada, Parachela, Macrobiotidae. The coding region runs from base 1 to 996 and encodes 331 amino acids. Gene Ontology annotation, molecular function: G protein-coupled receptor activity.